UUUUAGUUUUUAUUAAGAGACAGAGAGCGAGAGCUUUAAGAAAAAACAGCUUAUUGCGUGCGCAGUAAUUGAACCAUCAAGACGUCUAAAGUUUUUAUACGCAACAGUAGUAAAUUAACGUGCGUCGCUCACAUUAGUCAGUCGGUCGGUGGUUACAAAGAACGGUAAAAUUUAAAAUAAAAUAAAAAAAUAUUUUUUUCGUUUUAAAUAAAUUUAAAUACGUAAAAUUGCUUUUUAAUUAGCGGUAUAAAAAAAAGUCGAUUAUUUAUAAUUACGUACACCCAAACAAAUAUAGAUAAAAACAAAUAAAAUCGUAUCUAGUUAAAAUAAACAGAAAAAAUAAUAAUUAAAAAAAAAACAAAAUGGUGGAAACUGUAGUAACCGUUGAACGCACCACAACCUCACAAACCGCGACACCCACAACAGGUGGUGGUUUAAGUGCACUGAGGAUUAAUAUAGGAUAUUUCCAAACUGUUCCUGGUAUUAUUAAACUUGUGCAAUUUAUCUUGGGUAUAAUUUGCAUGGCUUGCGCUUCACCUGCCAUCAUUUCAGCCACAUCUUUCUUCCUGUUUGUUGUGGUAGUUUCAUUUAUAGCAACACUGUUAUGGAUCUUUGCUUACCUUUUGGGUAUUCGAGAAGCUCUUAAUGUUGCCAUCAAUUGGAUAUUCACAGAACUUCUCAAUACUGGUAUUGCAGCCCUUCUCUAUUUUAUUGCUUUUGUAGUGCAAUUGGCCAAGUGGUCACCAGCGUAUGGCCACAAUUAUUAUGGUUCAAAUAUUGCUGCUGGUGUAUUUGGCUUGUUCAACUUUUUGGCCUAUGCUGCUGGUACAUAUUUCCUGUAUUUGGAGCAUAAGAGUGGUGCUACAAUAUAAGCGAAGAUUACUUUGCCGAAAAAAAAAACAGCAAGCAGUUCAAAUAUCAAACAUACCAAUCAAUAUUUAAUGAAAAGUGUUCGAAGAAAGGCAUUUUUAAUUAAAACGCCCACGCAUUCAAUUGCAUAAAAAUAUGUGUACACCGAAGUAAUAUAUCAAUAUAACAUAAUAUACCAAUAAGAACAAAAUACCAACAAUUUAUUAUUUAAUUAAAAAAAUAGCUAAAUAUUAUCCUCUUUGUACUUGGACAGCACUAAAUAUAAAUCAACCCCUUUAAUCCCAGUGGAGUGUAAUACAUAAUUGAACAAUACUGUUGAAUUAUCUCUAACAUAAUAAAAUUAAAAUAGCAAAGAAAAUAACGAAAAUAGUCAUCGAUGCAAUUAAUUAAGCCAAAACAAUUUAAAUCACACACACACCCAUUAUUAAUAUUAAUAAAAUGUUAAGAUAAUUAUGUAUUUAAGUAAUUUAUAAUUUUAAUAAAUGUAUUUUUUUUUGUUUGGUUUUUAUUGACAAUUUUCUUAACUCUUGUUCGUAUACAUAGUUUGUUUAAAAUUAAUUAAUGUGUGUUUUAAUUUUUAUUAUUUAAUUUUUUGUUUCUAGUUUCGUUUUAUAAUUUUUCUCUAAACAAAUAUACAUACAUACAUGCAUACAUUGAUAUUUAUGUAUGUAGUAUAUUUUUUGUUAUUAUUUAUUUACCAAUAAUUUUACCAUAUGUGUAAAUGUUUUACAAUUGUAAUUCAUUUUUUACUUUUUGUAAUAAUAAAAUAAAACAACAACAA
Molecule: messenger RNA, 1651 nt
Organism: Lucilia sericata (common green bottle fly)
Lineage: Eukaryota; Metazoa; Arthropoda; Insecta; Diptera; Calliphoridae
Product: CKLF-like MARVEL transmembrane domain-containing protein 4
Exons: 3
Coding region: 363-872 (169 amino acids)
Cellular component (GO): membrane
Source: RefSeq, a predicted model, not a curated record